CAUCAACCGCUGAAGAUCACGGCCAAGGAGCGCCCAGGCAGUCCCGUUUCCGGAACUUAUAUAACAACCUUCUUUCGAGGGUGUAUGCUUUAGUUCAGUGCCAACCUCAGUACGGUCAAGAUCGUGCAGUUGCCCUCAGUGAUAGUUCCCAAGCGGAGUGUGUGAGAGAAGUGCCUCCGAAGCAGACAGGAACUUUCUUCCUGCAUUCCGGCGAUCCGUCGUUGUCCUUGCCGCAUCUGUCCAAUCGACGCAUCCCGUGAAUUCGAGCUGCAGUUUUGGGGAACAAGCUUCUAGGAAGUGAUUAUUUAAAAAAAAAUCUAGUAGUGCCCCAUUCUACUGAUUUGUGGAAUCUGUGCUGUAAAGGGAGAGGAAAAGAAAAACCACCAAAUAGUUAUUCGAGAAAAGUGCUUCAAGCCUCGAGUGGGAUAACAAGAAGCUACCAUUGAAGUUCAAGAGUGAAAACAUACUGUUAGUGUGAUCUCUUAUGAAAGCCAACAACUUGAUACAAGUGAGUGAUUGAAAAGGCCAUUGAAAGAGCUUUGAAACCUUCAGUAAAAGGUUUUCGUGAAACAAUAUCGAAGAAUACUUCUAUUGCCUGGCAAGAGUAACGACAACUCGAGAAAUAAAUCAACAUCCCUGCUGCACGAGAGAAGACCCAGAAUCUUCAGUCAACUUUUGAGAAAAAGAGUUGCAUCGAACGCCCAACAGAACCCAACAAAAAGAUUUAUCACCAGCUCAUCGAUUCCGCCCUAGAAACUUCUUGCCCCGCAGCGCGAGAAGACCACGACCAGAUCGAUCGAUCCAGAAUAAACAAACAACAAUCAGAUAAGAACCGAUAGGAGCCGCCAUCAUGUUGCCCAGAUCGUUACACUCGGCCCUGCUAGCUUGUCUGCUACUAGCGUCGGCACUCAGCAUAGAGGGCGCCAAACGGCGAUCCCGGCUCGAUCUGCCCAUCUCGAAACCGGCCGAUGCCCCGCUGGAGGAUAACAUUGCGACCGCAUCCGGAGUCGAAUCGGCAGCCGUCGUCGUGGAACGUGGCGAACCACUGCAAUCGACCGGAAGUCCACCGGCCUCGACGGAAGCUGACGGCGUGUCCAGCAGCAGCGGCAGCGCCGAAAACAGCUCCCAGAUGAUCGACGAGUACACUGACGAGGAUUGCGAUCCGGACUUUGUCGCGUUCGAACUGGUGACCGGCUACGUCUUCUCGGCACCGAACAAACUGCUGGACUCGAUCCCCGGAACGCUGAUGCUGACCGACUGUCUCGAGGCCUGCCAGAGCAACGAUUCCUGCUCCUCGGUCAACUACGAAACGGGGCUCUGCGUGCUGUUCUCGUCCAACUCCGACAAGCUGCCAGGUGCCCUCACCAAAUCCCAGUUCCCAGUGUUCACCAUCUACGCCCAGAAGAGCUGCCUGAAGCUGCGUCCGUGCGAGCGGGCCUGGUGCAUCGACCGCGUCCAGGGCUACAAACUGCAGGGCCACGUCAAGCGUACCGCUUCCGUCAUCAACCGUCGAGACUGCCUGGAGAUGUGCCUCGGAGAGAACGAAUUUACUUGCCGCUCUGCCAAUUUCUACCAAUCGACCAUGACUUGCGAGCUCUCAGAUAUGGACCGUAUCACUUUGGCUGGAUCCAGCGCAUUCCAGGCCGCUGACGAGGCUGACUACUUGGAAAACAAUUGCGCCGAAGAGCCAACCAAGCUUUGCGAGUUCAAGCGUAUGUCCGGACGUAUCCUGAAGACUGUAGACUCCGUGUACCAAGAUGUUGCCAGCGUCGAUGAAUGCCGUGAGCUGUGCUUGAGCUCCCCAUACCGUUGCCACUCGUACGAUUACGGAGAUACCGGAGACAUGGUCUGCCGUCUUUCUCACCACAGCCGUGCCACUCUUGCCGAUAUCCAGGAUCCCUACCUAGACGUGCCAGAAGCUGCCACCUACGAACUUUCCUCGUGCUACAACGUUUCGAUUGAAUGCCGUGCAGGAGAUAUGAUUGCCAAGAUUCGCACCUCUAAACUGUUUGACGGAAAAGUUUAUGCUAAGGGUGCCCCCAACUCAUGCUCGGUGGAUGUUAAGAACUCGCUGGAAUUCGAACUUCGUAUGGGCUACCAAGAUAUUGACUGCAACGUUCGUCAAAAUGGCCUGGGACGAUACCUCAACGACGUCGUCAUCCAACACCACGAUACCAUUGUUACCUCAUCGGAUUUGGGACUUGCCGUCACUUGCCAGUAUGACCUUACCAAUAAGACUGUGUCCAACGAUGUUGAUCUAGAUGUUACCGGAGACAUUGAACCAGCUCUAUCGGAAGAAGUGGUUGUUGAUUCGCCAACCGUUGUCAUGAAGAUUACCUCGCGUGACGGCUCUGAUAUGAUGCGUACUGCUGAAGUCGGAGAUCCCCUGGCUCUGCGAUUCGAAAUUCUCGAUGCCCAAUCUCCCUACGAAAUCUUUGUUCGCGAACUGGUUGCCAUGGAUGGAGUCGACAGCAGCGAAAUCACCCUCAUCGAUGCCCGAGGUUGCCCAACCGAUCAAUUCAUCAUGGGUCCAAUUUACAAGAGCGCAACUUCAGGCAAGGUAUUGCUCUCCCACUUCGAUGCCUUCAAGUUCCCGUCCUCAGAAAUGGUACAGUUCCGUGCCCUGGUCACUCCUUGCAUGCCUACCUGUGCACCGGUUCAGUGCGACCAAGAUGACUUUGCCGCCGGAGAACUACGAUCGAUUGUAUCAUACGGACGCAAACGUCGUUCCAUCAACGCCACCGAAGAGUUCACUCGAGUGCGCCGCGAGACAACCCACCAAGCUCCGGUCGAUGACAUGCUCCUGGUUGAAUCCAUCAAAAUCACCGACAAAUUUGGCUUCGAGAAGCAACAACAAUCCAAACCAAAGGUCAGCAGCAGUGAAACUGUAUUCGUUGCCUCCUCUGACACUCAAGGAAUCUGCGUUAACGGUCUUGGUCUCAUCGUUGCAGCUGCCAUCUUCCUGCUCGGACAACUUGCGGUUAUCGCCAUCUGGACCUUCCUGUGGCAGCGACGCAGGAAGCAGCGCCAGUUCGAGAAUGCAUCCAUGGGUUCAUCGGUCAUGCCUAGCCCAACUCUGGCUACCAGCCGAGGGGACUCCAUGUGCAAACUGUACGACAGCGGAUAUGCCGGAAGGCACUUCUAAACUGUCGUAGAUCCUUUCCCCGUAUAUCAAUCCAUAUACCACACACAAGGCUGAUCUUCUACUAUUUCUCCCGCUCUUCUCGACUCGCUUCUUACUGUAACCGUUUCAGAUUGUAUACAAAAUCAAAGUAGAAGAAAAUCUUUACUACUCCUCGAAUUGGAUCAAGCGCAUACAACCGUUUUAGGAUAAGGAUCGUAUGUUUCUCUACUGCAAAGUCUCCUCUGAAGAUCAAUGUAAGAGAAAACCUAGCAACAGAUCUGCCAUUUAAUGGUCUAAUUUAACAGUAUUCGUUUUCCAUUCCAAAAAAAAAAUUUGAUUUUGUCAAAAAAUGAGUAGUACCUUUAAUGUACUCGCGCGCCUUCUUUUGUCCUGGUCCUUCGAAGUUACAACAAAAAAAACCUAAACAAAAACCAGUUUGACGAAUUGUCGAAUUCGUAACUUAUUGAUAUACAUUACAACAUCAAGCUAAUCCUUAUGUUUUACAUUCCCAAAACAUCAAGGGAGAAAAGGACGACUGGGGUAUAGAACCAUUAAAAUUAAACAUAUUAAUUCGAGGGAGCGUGUGCCUGUUAGCUGCGAGAGUGCGAAUUUGAAAACCGAUAUAGUAUUCUUACAAAAUGAGUUCGCGCAGAGCAGUGUGAGUGAAACAUCUUUGAGCGUGUAUGUGUAUGCCUGAAACUUAGUCUUAGCUAAUAUUUUUUCUUCUCGAUAACGUAAUGCCUUAAAAAAUGUAGCCCUUUGAAAGAGAAAUUUAUACUCCUUUGUCCUUUUCUCUCGAAACCUGAGCUUAGGAAUGCUUAGACUUCUCUUCUCCCUCUGAACGGAUAGCCCAAUAUUCCGAAGGAUUCCUCGGAAGCUAAGCCUAAGCUCAAUUUUAAGCAUUUAUCAUAAUUUAUUUUUUAUUCAUUAACCCCUUUACUUUUAGUAGCUUCCAAUUACAGACGUAAAACAAAAUAUUACAGUUCCAAUUUUUCGCUCUCCCGUGUAAUUUAGUUUGGAGCCAGAAUUAAAUCCCCUAUAUUAGUUACAAUUCCAAUUGCAAUAAACAAAUCUUCAAUUAUAAUAAACACAGAAACUAACCGACCGUACUUGUAGAUUGUAGAGUAUAAAGUAACAUCCACACGCAAACAUAUAUUUCGCUCAUAGCCGCAAACUUUAAUAAUUUCCUAGCGCUAUUUAUCUGUAGUUUUUCGAGAUUAUCGACGAACCACACAACUAACCGACCACCAUUCAUCAUUCAAUCAUCAUUCAAUAAACCAACAAAAAUCAAGCAUUAAUCGUGACUGUUACUGAAUAAAAAAAACGCAAAAAGACGAAAAACAAACUGCAAAACACCGAACAAAAGUCAAAAAUUAAUAUUUAAUGUAAACGCAAGUAAAUAAUUGAACGUUGCGGCGUGGAAGCACCGCAGAGAUGCAAAACGAAAUGCUUAGUGAAAGAGGAAAUAAAAAAAAUAAUUUAAAUCUAAUCUUAAGGUCAGCACAAACAGCAGCAGCAGUAAAUCGUAGCAAAAAAUGAAGAAUAAAAAAAGAGUAACACGUGACCGCCAUGGCAAAUAGAAAUCUGGCCACGCGGGCACGUUCGAGAGAUAUCGAUACAAAAAAAACGAAAAUAUAAUAAUACAUAAAAUACAUAUGCAUAUGUUUUCUAUGUAUUGGAGAAACAAUAUAAUGUAAAACAUUAUUUUUUAUGAAUAAAAUAAAAAUUUCGAAAAUAA
Molecule: messenger RNA, 4862 nt
Organism: Uranotaenia lowii
Lineage: Eukaryota; Metazoa; Arthropoda; Insecta; Diptera; Culicidae
Gene: neo
Exons: 8
Coding region: 851-3145 (764 amino acids)
Source: RefSeq, a predicted model, not a curated record